Messenger RNA from Vigna umbellata (rice bean), 1440 nucleotides. Its product is annotated as high mobility group B protein 10-like. Gene Ontology annotation, molecular function: DNA binding. The record is from RefSeq and is a predicted model, not a curated record. NCBI's taxonomy places the organism in Eukaryota, Viridiplantae, Streptophyta, Magnoliopsida, Fabales, Fabaceae.
UGAUGAGGUAAAAAGUAGGAACGCCACGUACUGCGUGCAGCUGUCGCAAAGGCAUAACUUAAGGUUUCCAUGUUCAUUUGAAGUAGUUGGGGGUUAGUGUUUCACCCUAGCUUCGUUGCUUUGCCUCCUCAAACAUGGAGAAGAAAGAGGAGAUAAUACUUCCAUUGCCAUCCGAGACCCAUCUCAAGGACCUUCCCAAUGUUUCCUCCACCUCAAGGCCUGUUGGGUCCCACAAAGGGCACUGUUCUCCGGGUGAUGACUCCGACAGCUUCUAUGAUAAACUCGUUGAGUUGUUGGAGUCUUCUGGACUCACUCUCAUUUUCAAUGUUCGAGAAACAUUGCUGGACUUGUACCUGUUUUACUUGGAGGUGACAAGAAGAGGAGGAUAUCAACAGGUUGGUCGAGAAAGGAAGUGGGGUGAAGUUGUGAUUGCCCUGAAAUUGGAAGGGAAUAGUGUGAAGUUAUCUGCUCAAGUUGAAAGGCUUUACUCACAUCUUCUCUACCAGUUUGAGCAAUUGUACUUCUACAGGCGUCCUGAAAAGCUAGCUUUCCGAUCUGCCAGCAACAAAGAAGGUCCGCUUAGGAAGAAGAGGAUUUCAACAGUGAGUUUGGCUCCUAAGAUGGAUAGUAAAGAUGAUCAGAAGGCCACAGAAAUGUCCAAGCAAUACUCUUGCCACAUGACAGCUGGGGCUGGGUAUGUGCAACAGCCUGUGCUUUUACCAACACCUCCGAAAGAAAAGAAGAAACGCCGAGGUGCCCCGGUGGGACGAAAGACUGCAUAUCAGAUAUUCCUCAAGCAUGAAUGUGCUCGGUUGAAAACUUGCAAUGAGGUCUUGGAUGGAAAAAUACUGAGUAUGGCUAUUCAUUCAUGGAGGACCAUGUCUGAAACUGAGAAACAGCCAUAUGUGGAGGAAAGCAAGAAGAACAAAGAACAAAUUAAGGAAGCAAUGGUUAGACGCAAUAAACAGCAGAGCAGCCAAGAGACCAGGGAAGAGAAGUGGUCUAGUAUUUGUGGUGAUUACCAUGUAACACUGCAACCUGAAGCAGAUGUAGCUCUUAAAAUGACUGAAAAAGCACCAAUGGAUCCUCCAUUUCAGAUGGAUUGGGAUGGAAAUUGUUCACUUGAUUUUGCAACAAGGGAAUCCGAGUAACUCCACUAGUUGUAGACGGGUUUUUUCUGCUCUGAGACCAUAUCUGAGCAUUCAGCAGUUCUCUGUUUACAGUGGCUCGAUCCUUGCUGCUAUGUAUAUAUAUAUCCAUGGUUUUGGAACAGCUUAAAUGGGCCUGUAAUAGUUGCGUCAUAGCAUUUUCUCUUGACACUAGGAAAGUAUGUAGAUAUAUGUAGCAAAGUCUUGUAUGGUAACGCAAACUUGUGUGGUGUAACUCCUAUUCCAGACUGCGUUUUCCUUGGGACUUAACAUUUGCAAUGAAGCUUUAAUU